UUAAACAUUUGUUAUGAAUGGUACACUCGAACAGCAGAAGUCGACGAGAGCCUUUAAAUUAUCUGUCUACUUGUUAGCUUUGCGGCCAUGGUCCUUUUCAGCAUCAUUUAUUCCAGUGGUUUUAGGAGCCGUUCUGUGUUGGAAGGCGACUGGACUUUUCAGUAUCACUUUGCUCGUCUUUACAAUGAUUGCUGUUCUUGGAGUCCACGCGGCCGGCAAUCUGGUAAACACGUAUUACGACUACAUGAAAGGAAUUGAUAGUAAAGUAUCAGAUGAUCGCACUCUAGUUGAUCACCUUUUAACGCCGAAUGAGGUUGUUAAUCUGGGUGUAGUUUCCUAUGGGCUCGCCACACUGGCCCUUGUGUGCUUGGUUGGAUUAUCAUCAGCAAAAAUGGAACAUUUGUCGUUCUUGUUCUUCGGAGGACUAUCUGGCUCGUUUUUGUACACUGGUGGCGUUGGACUAAAAUAUUACGGUGUCGGUGAUAUUGUUAUUGUUAUCACAUUUGGUCCUUUAGCCGUCCUAUUUUCUUACCUGACUCAAUGUGGCACUGUGGCGUUGUUUCCGCUGUUUUUUGCCAUUCCUGUGGCUUUGAGCACGGAAGCUAUUCUUCACAGCAACAAUACGCGAGAUAUGGAGACUGAUAAAAAAGCCGGAGCAGUAACAUUAGCUAUCAUUCUUGGCCAGCAGCUCUCAUAUGUUCUUUAUUGCCUCCUUCUGCUUGCUCCAUACAUGAUAUGUACUGUGCUUUCAGUCAACUUAUCCGUGCGUUUCCUUUUUCCCCUUAUCACGUUAAAAAUGGCUUUCAAAUUAGAAAGAAGUUUCCGUGAAGGGAAAUUAAUUCUGCUGCCUCAACAGACUGCUAAACUGAACUUAAUGUUUGGGUUACUGUACACUUUUAGUUGUUCAGUUGCUCCCUUAAGUCUACCCAGGUGAAGGCUGGUACAUUGGGAUAUACAUUAGAUAGUUACUGUGGAGUCUGUGUAGCAUGACAGUUUCUGGGGGAGUUUCAUUUUUCAGAUCUGGAGUAUGUAGGUGUUUUAUGAGAAUAAAUGCUUGUGGCUUCGUAGGA
Messenger RNA from Stylophora pistillata, 1070 nucleotides. Its product is annotated as ubiA prenyltransferase domain-containing protein 1. The record is from RefSeq and is a predicted model, not a curated record. Lineage: Eukaryota; Metazoa; Cnidaria; Anthozoa; Scleractinia; Pocilloporidae. Gene Ontology annotation, biological process: menaquinone biosynthetic process; vitamin K biosynthetic process. Gene Ontology annotation, molecular function: prenyltransferase activity. Gene Ontology annotation, cellular component: Golgi membrane; endoplasmic reticulum.